Molecule: messenger RNA, 2424 nt
Organism: Wasmannia auropunctata (little fire ant)
Lineage: Eukaryota; Metazoa; Arthropoda; Insecta; Hymenoptera; Formicidae
Gene: Hs6st
Product: heparan-sulfate 6-O-sulfotransferase 1
Exons: 4
Coding region: 226-1656 (476 amino acids)
Cellular component (GO): membrane
Molecular function (GO): heparan sulfate 6-sulfotransferase activity
Source: RefSeq, a predicted model, not a curated record
UGGCCGUACGUCUUGGCGGAUUAAUAUUUGUCUUCUCGUCGGACGGUUGGGUGAAUUUUUGUUUGUUUCUGUCAUGGCCGACGCGCUCGAUGCGAGCGUAUUUAUGGCCGGAUCGUGUCAGUGUGCGGUGGUCAGCGGUGAUACACGGUAAUGUAUUGUCGUUCUCCGUUGAAGGCUGGUGAAGUUGUGAGUGUCUAGCAGCGCGAGACAUGGGUGACGAUAAUAAUGGGCAGACGAGUGGGUGUCGAUGCGGAGAUAGACGCUACUAUUAGCGAGCUCGAAGUGCUCGUCGCGUCGGAGUCGGGGGGGCAGGAGGAAGAGGAGGAGGGGGAGGAGAAGGAGAAUAUAUGCGACGGGAGGUCCGCGACGACGAGGAUGGAGUCGCGGCACCCGCGCAGGAACCGUCUGCGUAGCGUCGUCGGGGUAUGUCUGUUUCUCGCGCUGACCGGGAUCAUCUAUCUGGGCUACUUCUGCCCGGAUCACGUGUGCGCCCUGACGAACCGCGAGAUCAAGGAGUCUAUCAGGCUGUCCGAGAGUCUGUCCGUUGCCGCCGGACCGCCUGCCGCCGGAUCCGCCGCGCUGUCUUCCGUGUCCAUCGAGCUCGACAGGAACGGUCUGCUCUCAGUGCAUCCCGCCUUCAAGCUGCAGAGCAUCCAGGGUAGUCUAGGCUACGACGAUGUCUUCGCCAACGACACCUUUCAAUUUGACAUCAACGCUCACGAUGUCAUGGUCUUCCUCCAUAUACAGAAGACAGGUGGCACACUAUUCGGCAAACAUCUGGUGCGAGAUCUAGAGUUGCAGAGACCGUGCUCAUGCCAACGACGACGCAAGCGUUGCUUCUGUUUCCGUCCAAAUCGUAACGAAAAUUGGUUAUUCUCACGGUACUCCACCGGCUGGAAGUGUGGACUACACGCGGACUGGACCGAACUGACGAAUUGUGUAGAUACGGAGCUCAAUAAAAUUGAAGGGGAAGGCAUUAAGCGUCGUUACUUUUACAUAACUAUCAUAAGGGAUCCCGUUGCGAGAUAUCUCUCCGAGUUCAGGCACGUACAGAGAGGUGCUACGUGGCGAGGUGCUCGUCACUGGUGCGGAGGUACUCAAGCAAAUAUACCCCAGUGUUAUGAUGGCCCCAAUUGGAAAGGUGUUACUCUGGAAGAGUUUAUGGAAUGUCCCUACAAUUUGGCGAGGAACCGUCAAACGAGAAUGCUGGCAGAUCUAUCGAUAGUUGGCUGUUACAAUUCUACUCUCAGCAAAACUGAUAGAGACCGUCUGAUGUUGGCCAGUGCUAAGCACAACUUACAAUUUAUGCCUUUCUUCAUGCUGACUGAGUAUCAGAAGGUGGGACAAUACACCUUCGAAGAAACGUUUAAAAUGCGAUUUGCGGUUGCGUUUGAGCAGCAUAAUGCUACACUUAGUGCAGCUACUAUGGCAACCCUCAGCGCAGAACAACUGGACGCCGUACGUAAACUCAACAGCUUAGACCUAGAACUUUACGAAUUUGCAAAGAAUCUCGCUUUUCAAAGAUUUAAACGGCUUAGAGAUCGUGAUCCACAUUUCGUACAACGAUUCCAACACCUUGGUGAAUUGCCAUCGAGGCAAAGUGCCACAGAAUUUAAUUGGGAUUCUGUCAUUGAAGAUACUACAGAUAACGAAUGAUAUGUGAGUACGUUAUUAAGCAAUCUUCGGCGCUUUGCAUUUCGAUACCAAACGUUACUGGAUCUGAGCGUCUGAGGGAAGUGCCCUUGAAACAAAAUACUUUAUGUAUAAAUCAAUAACUUAACUGCAUAAAAUUUACCAAAAGCACAGAAAUGUACUUGGAUAAGACCAAAGAAAGGUUCAAGAACCUUAGUGUGAUGAACCUGUUAGUAUUCUGGCAGCAGUUAAAAGCAUAAAAAUUAUAUAUGUAAUACAGUUGAUUUCCUCUAUUUUAAGAUUAUCAGGACCGAGUCACUUUUCGAAUUAUUUUCUCUAUUCAAUGAUUUCCUCUCAAUACCCACUUUUAUUUUAAUAGCAAAUGUACAAAGUGAGACUAUUGUUGCACACUCUGUCUCUCACUCGCUUUCUCAUUCUAAUUUUGCAAUUUAGUCAUGUGGAAAAGUGAAUAUGAAUAUUAAGAAAGCAGCAUGAAAGAACUAGAGCAUCCUAAAGGACAAUAGGACAAGUUUGCUUGGAAUAAAAGAAAAUCUAGAAUAAAGGAAGUCGAUCCUAAUAGUCAAACAUUAUCUAUCAUCUGAAAAAUGUUCGUAAAUUUUAUAAAAGUUCUUCCAUAUAUAAGUAACAUAUCUUUGCUUAUAAUUAUAGUCAUGAAAUUGAUAUUUUUUUUUUACAUUUUAUGACUUAUCUGCAAAUUAUUGCCAUAUGCGCCAAAUAAUGUUUUUUUCUAACAUUAAUUUAUACACAUAUUAAUUAUACCGGCAUACAUCU